GUUUGCUUACAUUGGAAAUUUGUUUAUAAAGAAUAGAUGUAAUAAAAAUUGUGAAAAAUUGCAAAUUUCUUCAUAUUUUCUCCUAUAUCUCACUGAGAUCACUUGGAAAUACUCAAGAAACACCAAUAGAUAAUUACAUUGGAAAAUGGCUGAAGAUUGGCAGUCGCCAAAAUUCCGACAAAAUGUCAUCAAUAAAAUUGAAAUGAUGCAGAUUACCACGCAAGAGGGCAAGAAUGCAAGCUUUAUGGAAAAUCACAUAUUUUCGAAAUCCAAAAGCCAAGAUGAAUAUUUGGGUUUGGUGGCAAAAUUGUUCAUGCAUUUGAAAGAAUUGGCGAAUAGAAGACCCCAACAGGCCCCGCCACCAAAUGUUGAAGUAUCCCAGCAAAAUAUGAUGCAAGAUCCGCUAAAUGCCUUGCAGAACUUAGCCAGUCAAGGCAAUCGGAAUCCCCAAAUGAUGUCCAUGCCGGGUGGAGGACCUAAUGCUCAACAAGGUGGUCAAGGGCCAAGUGGUCCUGUGCCGGCCUCAAAUCUAUUGCAAACUUUAAAUCAACAACGUCCGGGCCAGCAAAUGCAACAGAUGCCAGGUUUAAGGCCACAAAUGGCAAUGGGCGGUGCUGUAGGUCCCGGACAACAACAGGGCAACAUGGGACCGGGCCAGCAACAAAUGAUGGGUGGACCCAUGGCGGUGCAAAUGAAUAUGAUGGGUGGGCCAGGUGUUGGUCCCAAUCAACAAAUGGUGGGAAAUGCUCAAAUGGGUGGUCCCUCAGGUGGACCCGUCGGUGUUGGUAUCGGCCCUGGAGGUCCCCAAGGUAUGACAGGACAAAUGAAUCAAAUGGCUGGUCCUGGUACAGUGGGGCCAAUGGGCCCUAACGCAGGACCUGGUGGACCAAACCAAAUGCAAAUGGGUGUGCAACAUCCACAGCUUAAUCAAAUGAUGAAUGCCCGUAUGAAUCAGGGAGGCCCAAACGGACCAAUGAAUGUGGGUGGUCAUGCUGGACCCAAUCAAGGUAUGCCACCAAACAUGCAAUCGAAUCAAGUUGGCAUUGGUGGCACAGCUGGUGGACCAAUGCAUAUGGUUAAUAUGGGACCAGGCAAUGCUAACCAAGGUCAGGGACCAGGCCCAAUGGCAAAUAAUGCAGGACCACAAGGUAACCUUAAUCAAAUGCUAAAUAUGCCCCCGGGCAUGCAAAAGAAUCCGAAUAUUACCAUGGGCCAGGGACAACAAAUGUUUAAUGUUAAUCGCGGUGUAGGUGGUCAACAACAGUUUUUGCGUCAAAGUCCUUCGCCCAGUACCGUUUCGUCGCCAGCUAACUCGCUUAAUGUGCAACAGCAGCAACAACAACAGAUGCAGCAACAAGUUGCAAACAAUCAACAGCAAAUGCAACAGCAGCCAAAUCAAAAUAUCGUCCCCCAAAAUACAAUACCCAACCAACAAAUGAUACCCAGCCCUGCCCUGGUACCCAUUGCAAGUCCACAAAUGUCAGGCCUAAUGCAAAAUCCCAAUCAACGUCAACAAAUGCGCCAAUCGCCGAGUGCACCAGUUAAUACACCCGGUCAGGUGACGCAAAACAGUCCCUUUAAUCCCCAAGAAGAUCAAUUAUAUCGUGAAAAAUACAAACAAUUAACCAAAUACAUAGAACCCCUCAGGCGAGUGGUGGACAAACUGAGGAUUGAUGGUAACAACAAUGCUGAGAAUUAUAAGAAGAUGAACAAACUUUUGGAAAUUCUUACAAAUCCCUCGCAGAGAGUGCCACUGGAGACUCUAUUAAAAUGUGAAAAGGUUUUGGAGAACACCGACAUUAACUCGUAUUCAGAUCAUUCCUUUGGCAAAUCCUCAAAUCCCUUAAUGGAUGUGAUAAAUGCCACUCUACAAAGUCCUUUGGCAAAUCACACAUUGUAUCGCACAUUUAGACCCAGCCUUGAAUUACUAUUUGGCACAGAUAUUGCCGCUCCACCAGCCAAAAUACCAAGGCCUGCAGAAAAGCCAUCCAAGGGUGAUUUAGAAAUACCACAUGUGCUGCAGGGAGAAAUAGCACGAUUAGAUCAGAAAUUCAAGGUUAGCCUGGAUCCUGCAGCACAAAAUAAUCCCAAGUCCAUACGCUUGAUUUGUUGUCUCGAUGACAAGAAAUUGCCCUGUGUUCCACCAGUUAGCAUUAAUAUACCAGAGGAUUAUCCUUGGUCCUCACCAGAAUGUUCCCUCAUCGAGCAUGAUUAUUCGGCAACACCCUUCUUAAAGGCCGUACAAAAUGCCUUGGUGGCACGUAUUGCCAAAUUACCCAAAUUACAUUCGUUAUCCCAUCUGCUGGACACCUGGGAAAUGUCGGUACGCCAGGCAUGCUCACCAAAUGCUGCAAAACCCGUUUGCGAAUUUACCGCAUUAUUUGGAAUGUAAAUUACUCUUUCAAUCACUCCAUAAUGCUAAUUUAAGAAUAUUAAGAUCAUUUUUACAACCAUAAGUUUAAGUUUAACUAAUAAUAACUAAAAUAAAAUGGAAGCCAUCCCACGGAUUUGAAACAAACAAA
Molecule: messenger RNA, 2522 nt
Organism: Musca domestica (house fly)
Lineage: Eukaryota; Metazoa; Arthropoda; Insecta; Diptera; Muscidae
Product: mediator of RNA polymerase II transcription subunit 15
Exons: 6
Coding region: 146-2392 (748 amino acids)
Biological process (GO): regulation of DNA-templated transcription
Molecular function (GO): transcription coregulator activity
Source: RefSeq, a predicted model, not a curated record